Messenger RNA from Glycine soja, 2408 nucleotides. RefSeq lists its product as uncharacterized. The record is from RefSeq and is a predicted model, not a curated record. Lineage: Eukaryota; Viridiplantae; Streptophyta; Magnoliopsida; Fabales; Fabaceae. The coding region runs from base 21 to 2183 and encodes 720 amino acids. The transcript has 6 exons. Gene Ontology annotation, molecular function: protein binding.
AGUAAUCAUAAUCAGUAGCUAUGAGAGAGCUGCAGAUAGGGAGAAAGAAAUUAGAGAUGACAAGGCACUCCGUAGCCUUAAUUGAGAAAAUGAAAAAGCCAUAUAUACUGGCCAAGAGAUACGAAUGGGAAGAAUUCGGCAGAUUUUUCAACAAACACAAGGAUCUAUUGGACAAGCAAAUUGACUUGCACCACAGCACUCCUCUUCACUACGCAGCUCACUGUGGGAACCCAACAAUGUACAGGGAAAUGAUCGAGUGGGUGGGAGAGGGAGACAUCAAGCGUGUGCUGAGGUUGCAGGACGACAUGGGGAACACUCCGCUUCACGAGGUGGCAUUCACUGGAGAAGUGGAAAUGACCAAGAGCAUUCUGGAGCACGAGGAGGAAGAAGGCCCAAAUCAGCAGUAUGAGCCAUUGCUGCGAAUGAGAAACAAAUUGGGAGAAACCGCCGUCUAUAGAGCUGCUGCACUUGGAAAAACUGACUUGCUCAGCUUCUUCCUUCAAGACUUGGGAGCAGAUGCUCAUCGUGAUAUACAUUUUCACCGAAAGGGGGAUAAGAUGUCCAUUCUGCACACUGCUGUCAUUGAUCAAUUCUUUGGCACAGCUUUAUGGAUAUUGGAAAGAUAUGAACACCUCGCUUAUGAAAAGGAAGACAAUGAACUCACAACUCUGCAAUUGCUAGCCAAAAUGCCCUCUACGUUUAAAAGUCAAACCCAAAUGGGGCCUUUGAAAAAUUUCAUAUACCUCUUGCUUCCUAACUUUCAAGAUUACAAAUACUACAAUCAAAAUAAGGAAUACACAACCAAAAAGGAAGAUUUGGAGAGUGGCAGGGAGGACAAAAAUGAGCCAUCUCCAACUCAAAUGAAGCUCGAGGAUAAUACGAGAGAAGGGCAAAUUUUGAAAAGUGGCGGGAAGGCAAGGAGAAAUGAACCACCUACAACUCAAAGGAAACUAUCAGCUUUUUCAUGGAUGUGGUAUACCAUGUGGAAGAUUAUGGCCAAAGAAUGGAAAGAGAUUGAUAAACUUUGGAGGAAAAAGGAAAUGCAUAAUUUAGCAAAGGAACUUGUAAACUUGCUAGCACAAAAAGACUAUUCAUGGCGAAAUACUGCUAUUGCAAGGGAUAGAACAGUUUCCAUGGGGAGAUCACAACAAGAAGGAAAGCCUAAAGAAAUAAAAGGGAAACAAGAGGAAGGAGAAAAACAAGAGGGUGCAAGCAAACCAACAUAUACCCCCUUGCUUAUGGCUGCUUGCAAUGGAAUUACAGAGAUUGUUGAAGUUAUAAUUCAUUUCCAUCCUCAUUCGAUUGAGCAUGUUAGUGACGACGAGCAGAACAUAUUAUACAUGGCUGUCAAACACCGCCAGAAGAAAAUUUACCAAAUCUUAAAGAAAUUGAAAAUGGUAAGAAGUCUUGCUGGAAAAAUUGACAAGGAAAGUAACACUGUCCUUCACUACACUGCAGAAUUUCAAGGGGGUUCCCAACCGGGUUUUGCUCUGCAACUGCAAGAGGAGUUGCAUUGGUUCGAUCGGAUAGAAAAGAGACUCCCUUAUCAUUACACCAUUCACAAGAACCAAUACAACAAAACAGCAAAGCAACUUUUUGUGGAAAAGCAUGAAGCACUGCUCAACGAUGCUCGUGAAUGGAUAAAAGAAACUGCUCAAUCAUGCUCUGCAGUAGCUGUUCUUGUUGCCACUGUUGUCUUUGCCGCGGCAUACACUGUCCCUGGAGGCACAGAUGACAAUGGAUUCCCUAGAUUUCUUCAUGAAACUAUAUUCAUGGUGUUCACAAUUAUGGAUAUUGUGGCUCUUGUAAGUUCACUCGGUUCGGUGAUUAUGUUCCUUUCAAUCCUCACAUCACCUUGUGAGAUGUGGGAUUUUCGGAAGUCUCUCCCGAGGAAACUGAACACAGGUUUUGCCUUGCUGUUCUUCUCCAUGGCCACAACAAUGCUAUCAUUCAGUGCAACAAUUCUGAUCAACAUCAAGUUAGAGAAGAACAAAUGGACUUCAAGUUUGACAUAUGCUGCAGCAUUCUUUCCUGUCUGUAUAUUUGCAUUGGUGCAGUUCCCUCUAUAUGUUGCCAUGAAAGGAUGUGUGCGGAGCAUGCUUAGGAACCUUAAGAAGAUCAUUCCUCGUUUCCUCCUCAACUUGCUCAAAAAGAGCAGGAGAAAGAAAUUGUGGGACAUUUGAAUUGGAAAUUCUAUUUUGUGCCCCCCUCCCCUUCCUUUUUUUUUUCAUAUUUUAUCUUCAAUUGUAGUUUCUUUUGUUUUUGUGCAUUUGGCUAUUGGCUAUGCCACUUUACUUUUUUAAGGUCGUCAACAUGCAGUGAUUGUAUAGCCGUAUGGGUUAUUUGUGGUAAAAUAACCAUUGGACAUGGAUGUCCAUGAAUAAGAGCAUAUUACGUCUUUAUCGUGA